CCGAGAGGCGGGGGAAGGUAGAGCGGCACCAGCCAGAGGGGCGGGCGCCUUCGGGUGCGAGAGAGGCGGGAGUGGCGGGCUCAAGAGGGUAUUGUAACGGUCCCUCGACCGCCCGCCUGCCUGCCCACCGCCAAGUUCCGCCGGCGUCUGCGCUCGGCACCUACCAGAAGCAAGAAGACAGCGGUUCUGUCUGCUUGGUGCCAAAAUGCAGCUUCAUAAGGAGGAUUUGGUGAGCUGUCUCUGACAGUGAAGUCACAGAGAAGGAGCCAGGCAGCCAUUGGCUGGGAACCCUCAGUCUUCCCUGGCUUCCAGGGUUUUUCCUACUUCCUACGAGCAGCAAUGGAAAAGCCUGCAACCAGGAAAAAGAAGACCCAGGCCCCAAAGGAGGAAGCAGGGGUGCAAAAGGCCACUCUCAAAGCAGAGAAAACAUCAAGAGGGAAAAAGCCAACCAAAAGGAAAGCCCGAAAGCCCCGCAAAGAGCGUGUCCUCAGUCCCGAAGAUGAGGCGACUCUCUUCGAUGCCUUCGAUGCCUCAUUUAAAGAUGACUUUGAGGGUGUCCCUGUCUUUGUUCCUUUCCAAAGGAAGAAGCCCUAUGAGUGCAGUGAAUGUGGGCGAAUCUUUAAACACAAGACAGAUCACAUUCGCCACCAGAGAGUUCACACUGGAGAGAAGCCCUUUAAGUGUAACCAGUGCGGGAAGACCUUCAGGCACAGCUCAGAUGUCACCAAGCAUCAAAGAAUCCACACCGGUGAGAAGCCCUUCAAAUGUAGCGAGUGUGGAAAGGCCUUCAACUGUGGCUCCAACCUUCUGAAACACCAGAAAACGCACACUGGAGAGAAGCCCUACGGCUGUGAGGAGUGUGGAAAAUCCUUCGCCUACAGCUCCUGCCUCAUCCGCCAUCGGAAGCGUCAUCCAAGGAAGAAGCACUGAGCAGGGCAGCCUGCAGCUAUGGAUCCUUGUCACAUAUCUGAUGAUGAUCCAGGUUUCCUGUGCGGUGCGCUGUUGACUGCCCAUCUGGCUGCCUGUUUCUGUCCUAAAAAGGAAAACUCACCCAUCAGACAUGAGAGCCCAAAGAGACUUUCUGCCCUGUGAGUCUAACCUAGUGCUAACACGGUGCUCCCCAGGGCUUCCUGCAGCUCCAGCCAUUUUCCAGACUACUCCAUGCUACUCAGGGCCAUCUUUGGAAUAGCUUUGGGUAGCCGAGAACUUAAACAGCGUGAGAGGCGCCCCUGUUGGCAAGGGCCACUGCCUUCCUUUGAUGCCUCUGCCUGCACCAUCCGCUGUGCUUUUGGCAGUUCUUCUGAAGGCUUCUGGCUCUGGAUGCCCAGCCCCAUGCAGUCUGCUAGGGGUGGGGAACCCUGACAUGGAUGGCAGGCAACACUGACCAGCUCUGAGGUCCCAAUCCCCUUGGACAGUCCCAGGUCCUGCUCAUCUCUGUGCAGCUGACUUCAGUGAUCCUGAAUUUUUUUCUUUUUUUGGCUGAAGUCUCUCUUUUGUCUGGAACAAGUCUCUGAGCUCAGCACUUGGGCCUGGAACUGGGCUGCACUGUGUUUCCUUGUCCCAGCCACAUCUUAGACAAGUAGCCUGGACCCACCCGAAAUGGGCUUAGCAGACCCUUGUACCCUGCCAUAGUGGCAGAUUUUUUUUUUUAGACUAGGUCUUGUAGCUCUAGGAUGCCAUCAGCAGCAUCUCUCCACUGUACCUUUAAAAAAACAACUGUGGCCUGUCCCCUGCUAGUCAGGUUAGAUCCACUUUCUGCCGGUCACCAGGGCAAGACCAUGUGGCUAUGUCUGCUCUGUCGCAAGUGCUCUGUGAAGUCUGUGUCUUAAGGACAACAAAUUGACUACUGACCGGGAGGGAUGCAUAGAAAAGGCUCUAGAUACAGAGUGCCAUUCAAGUAAAUAAUACUGCCCCCAUGUUGGCCCUGAGAAACACCUGCAGCAGUGCCUGGGGGCAGAGUUGAGUCAUCCCUCCUAGUCAUCCCUUCGGCCAACAGGCUGCUAGAUCAGAUCUCCCCAGCAAGAAGCUCAGAGGACUCAAGAGAGUCGGCCUCUACCUCUACCACAGGACCCAGCAGAGGCCAAGCGGGUCAUACACCAGGGAGGCUGUCAUCACAGAAUCCAUUAGCAACAGGAGAGCUGUAGAUGGGUGAGCUCAGGGUGGUAUUUUAGACUCCAUGUGAUGACUACAGGGCACUCUCACUUGUUCCCACCCUGAAGUUGAGAUGGGCCACAUCACAUCACCCACAAGCAACCAUUACUUCUGGCUUGCUGUCAGCCCACUGAAGAAUCCCCAGCACCAGCUCUUUACUUCAACGAGAGACUCUGACAGCCACCUGGCAACAAACUAAAUGUUCAGAACCUCCUGAAUGCCUUGAGAUGUGUCCUUAGAACAAUUACGAGCACUACAGCAAAGUGUUGGGAUUCUGAUUCCAGAAGCGUACUCAGCCGCAUCGAGAAAUUUCUGGAACGUGCAAGGCAGCUCCAGCUGUCAGCACGUUCACUGCCACAUCGGGUGGGCCUUGUUGUACAGGAAGAGUUCUGACCAGCACAGCUGCUGCUGAGCCUCACUUAGAGCAGAGAGCACUGCCAGGGCCUGAUAACAAGAGAGAGGGAGCCAGAGCUCUGAGCCGUACUGACAUCCAUCCCUGCAGCCUCUUCCCAGCCAAGAGAAAAGGCAGGAGCCACCUCUAGAGACUCUUCCGUUUGGGGAGACCAGUGGGUUAGACUUGAUAGCUGGCUCCUUCCAGUCUUGGAAGCCUGUAGCUCCAGGGCACACCUGGACUUUAUUCUUUCUGACAUUGGUCCCCUCCCAGUUUGACAUCAAGACACAAUCUUUUCCUGUGUCAUUGAGUUGGGACACCCAAGAUGCCCUGAAGAAGGCAGUGCUGAGGAAGAAAGGCUGUGUGCCCUUACUCAAGGGACAGAUGUUCUGUGGCUUCUCGGGAAGACUCAAGGGGGUUGGGUCACCUCUGGUGUGAACCCCAGGUACAGUGCAGACAAGGAGUCUGGCCUAUGUGCCACAUUUACCCUUAGGCCAAGAGAUGGUGCCCACCAUCAGCCUAUCCCUUCCAGAACCUUGUGCCUGUGGACUUGGGUGCUUGCUUUCUCCUGGUUCCUUCUCAAGGAAGACAAGUAAAUUGUCCUUUCCUGACUUAAAUCACCAGAGACUGAUGCUUUCGUGUGGCAGCUCCCAGCCAACAUCUAGGUGAGGGUGUUGCCCUGCGGCUGGGCCUACAGUCCUGGCUCUGGACCUGCAGAGGGUUCCUGGCACCUGUGAACUGGUAGCACUCAGCUGUCCACACCUUACCUCAGACACAUCAGUGAUCUGGUGGACUCAUCUUUCUUCUAUCUGGCUGGUGCAGACACCUGAGUGUCUUAAUGCUCUAUUCAUUCCCUGCAGGUUGUGUCCUGCCUUCCUGUGCUAAAUUGCAGUGGUGAAUUCCUCUUUAACAGCCACAGCCUGGCCUGCUGUGCUGUAGCAGAUGCUGUCCCCAGUCUGGUAUUUCUGUGUCAAAGCUGUUAGUGCUUACUUUCAUGUAAUAUCCUGGUGCUGUGUCAGUGUUGUGCACAUUGGACUAGAUAUUUUGUUUUGCUGUGUACUUGGUGGCUUCCUUCGUCUGUGAUCCCUCUACUCCAUGGACAGCUUCACUGACCUCCACAUUGCCUUCCUGUUGCUGCCAUGGUUUUUGUGAGCAGAUGCUGCUGCUGCUGCUACUGGAUUCUAUUUUCUCAUAAAAGUAAAUGUGUUUCCAACCUG
Meriones unguiculatus (Mongolian gerbil) is the source of this 3759-nucleotide messenger RNA. It is a transcript of the gene Zfp41, whose product is annotated as ZFP41 zinc finger protein. The coding region runs from base 340 to 930 and encodes 196 amino acids. The record is from RefSeq and is a predicted model, not a curated record. Gene Ontology annotation, biological process: regulation of transcription by RNA polymerase II. Gene Ontology annotation, molecular function: RNA polymerase II cis-regulatory region sequence-specific DNA binding; DNA-binding transcription factor activity, RNA polymerase II-specific. The transcript is spliced from 4 exons. NCBI's taxonomy places the organism in Eukaryota, Metazoa, Chordata, Mammalia, Rodentia, Muridae.